This is a messenger RNA of Nycticebus coucang (slow loris), 4822 nucleotides long. It is a transcript of the gene FYCO1, whose product is annotated as FYVE and coiled-coil domain autophagy adaptor 1. The transcript has 19 exons. Gene Ontology annotation, molecular function: metal ion binding. Lineage: Eukaryota; Metazoa; Chordata; Mammalia; Primates; Lorisidae. The coding region runs from base 337 to 4743 and encodes 1468 amino acids. Gene Ontology annotation, cellular component: lysosome; late endosome; autophagosome. Gene Ontology annotation, biological process: positive regulation of autophagosome maturation; plus-end-directed vesicle transport along microtubule. The record is from RefSeq and is a predicted model, not a curated record.
GUCCGCGCCCGCCCGCGGCUGGGUGUGCGCGUCAUGGCCGCCGGCACCGAGCUGCCGUACUUUUCCGCUUGGCCCCAGAAAGUUUCGGUCCUGCCCGGCCGUGGACCCACUAGCGCGCAAGAGAAGCUCUGGUGAAAAUCCCGGGACAGUAGAGAGAAACCACCUCCCAAACUGAGAAGGAACUGUGAGACCAAACAAUGACUCAAACAAGACCAGCUUGAUGAGGUGCCACCAUGGAGUCUGACCACUGCUGACCAGACAGCCACAGAGGGCUGAAAUUCUAAGCCUCUCUUCAAGCCCCGGCGGGAGGCACACGGCAGGGAAGGCAGACUCACCAUGGCGUCCACCAGUGCAGAGAGCCAGCUCCAGAGAAUUAUCCGAGAUUUGCAAGAUGCUGUGACAGAACUAAGCAAAGAAUUUCAGGAAGCAGGAGAGCCCAUCACAGAUGACAGCACCAGCUUGCAUAAGUUUUCUUAUAAGCUUGAAUAUCUCCUGCAAUUCGAUCAGAAGGAGAAGGCCACACUCCUGGGGAAUAAGAAGGACUACUGGGAUUACUUCUGUGCCUGCCUGGCCAAGGUGAAAGGGGCUAACGACGGGAUCCGGUUCGUCAAGUCUAUCUCAGAGCUCCGAACAUCUCUAGGGAAAGGAAGAGCAUUUAUUCGCUACUCCUUGGUGCACCAGAGGCUGGCAGACACCUUCCAGCAGUGCUUCAUGAACUCCAAAGUGACCAGUGACUGGUAUUAUGCAAGAAGCCCCUUUCUGCAGCCAAAGCUGAGCUCUGAUAUUGUGGGCCAACUCUAUGAGCUGACCGAAGUUCAAUUUGACCUGGCCUCGAGGGGCUACGACUUGGAUGCUGCCUGGCCAACAUUCGCCAGGAGGACACUGGCCACUGGCGCUUCUGCUUACCUGUGGAAACCCCCCAGCCGAAGCUCUAGCAUCAGCAGCUUGGUGAGCAGCUACCUGCAGACUCAGGAAAUGGUCUCCAGCUCUGACCUGAACAGUUCCCUAAACAACGAGGUGCUGGAGGGCUUUGACGAGAUGCAGGUAGAGCUGGACCGGCUGGAGGUACGGGAGAAGCAGCUACAAGAGCGUGUGCAGCAGCUGGACAGAGAGAACCAGGAGCUGAGGGCAGCUGUGAGCCUGCAGAAGGAGGAGCUACAGAGGGAGAGGGAGCGAGGGUGCACGGCCGCGGAGGACAGCAUUCACCUCACUCGCAUGGCAGACAAGCUUCAGAAGCAGUGGGAGGUCACCCAGGCCACACAGAACAUGGUGAAGGAGCUGCAGACAUGCCUACAGGCCCUGGAGCUGGGCGCAGCAGAGAAGAAGGAAGACUACCACACAGCCCUACAGCGGCUGGAGUCUGUGCUGCAGCCCCUGGCACAGGAGCUCGAGGCCACACGAGACUCCCUGGACAGGAGGAACCAGCAUUUAGCCAGUGCCCCAGACUGGCUGGCCAUAGCUGAGCAGAAGACAGGUACGGCACCAGACACAAAGGGGCAGCCAGAGCCCAUUCCCAAUGAUGCAGCCCUAGAGAUCCAGGAGUUGGGGAAGAAGCUUCAAGCCCUAGAGAGGGAGAACACCAAGGUCCAGGAGCUCAAUAGACAGCAGAGUGUGCAGCUGGAGCAGCUGGCCAAGGAACUACAGCUAAAGGCGGAGGCCCAGGCCAGCCUGGAGUGCCAGGUGAAGGAAAUGGCCCCACUCCGGGAAGAGCUGUCUGGAAAAGGGCAGGAGGCUGCCCAGCUCCGACAACAGCUGCAGGAGACCCUGGCCCACUUGAGCUGUCUGGAAAAGGAGCUGGUAGAGGUGAGGAGGGAGAAACAGCAGCAGCAGGAGGAAAAGGAGCUGCUGGAGCAGGAGGCCAGGUCUCUGACCCGGCAGCUGCAGUUCUUGGAGACACAGUUGACACAGGUGAGCCAACAUGUGAGUGACUUAGAGGAGCAGAAGAAGCAGCUUAUCCAGGACAAAGACCACCUGAGCCAGAAGGUGGGGAUGCUGGAGCAGCUUUCUGAGCAUCCAGGCCCAGAGCUGCCCAGGUUAGAUGAGAAGAAAGAGGAUCUGUUCCCCUUGAACUCCACCUUGCAGUGGGCAUGUGAGAAGCCAGAGGAGGAGCAGAGGGGCCUGCAAGAGGGACAGAUGGACAAUACCAAGGUGCAAGGGGGCAACCAGGAAGAGGAACUCCGGCAGACCAACAGAGAGCUGGAGAAGGAGCUGCAGAAUGUGCUUGGACGCAACCAGCUCCUGGAGGGCAAGCUGCACACGCUGCAGGCUGAUUACCAGGCACUGCAGCAGCGGGAGGCGGCCAUUCAGGGCUCCCUGGCCUCCCUAGAAGCUGAGCAGGCCAGCAUCCGGAACUUGGGUGACCAGAUGGAGGCGAGCCUACUGGCUGUAAAGAAGGCCAAGGAAACCAUGAGAGCCCAGGUGGCGGAGAAGGAGGCCGCCCUGCAGCGCAAGGAGGAUGAGUGCCAGCAGCUGCGGGAAGAGCUGCAGCAGUGCCGGCAGCUGGUGGAGAACCAGUGGCACCAACAGACCCAACCAAGUGAGGCCCUGAAAGCAGAAAAUGGCCAACAGGAGCUUGGCCCACCCCGAGAUGAUGCUACCAGCGAGCUGGCAUCCCAGCUGGCCCUGUCUCAGGCACAGCUGGAGAUCCAUUGUGGAGAAGCCCAACGGCUGCAGGUUGAGGUAGUAGACCUCCAGGCCAAGCUGCAGGCUGCCCUGGGUGACAGGGACAAGGUACAGAGCCAGUUAAGCGUUGCCGAGGCGGUCCUGAGGGAGCACAAGACCCUUGUGCAACAGCUGAAGGAACAGAAUGAAGCCCUCAACAGGGCCCAUGUCCAGGAGCUGUUGCAGUGUUCCCAGCGUGAAGAGGUUCUUCAGGAGGAGAGGGCUGGGGAGGCCCAGCACAGGGAGGAGGAGCUGCGUGCCCUGCGGGAGGAACUGUGUCAUGUGAAAUGCAGCUCCGAGGAAGCCCGGCUGCAGCAUGCUGAGCUACAGGAGCAGCUGCACCGGGCCAACACGGACACAGCCGAGCUUGGCAUCCAGGUCUGUGCACUGACUGCAGAGAAGGAGCGGGUGGAGGGGGCAUUGGCCUCAGCUGCCCAGGAGCUUCAGGCCUCCAAAGAGGAGGCCUCAAGGGAACGAGAGAGCCUAGAACACCAGGUAGCAGGGCUACAGCGAGAGAAGGAGAGUUUGCAGGAGAAGCUGGAGGCAGCCGAGAAGGCAGCCAGCUUGCUGCCUGUCCUGCAGAACCAGCUGGCCCAGGCUGAGCAGCGGGCUCAGAGCCUCCAGGAGGCUGCACACCAGGAGCUCGACACCCUCAAGUUCCAGCUGAGUGCUGAGAUCAUGGACUACCAGAGCAGACUUAAGACUUCCAGUGAAGAGUGCAUGAGCCUCAGAGGCCAGCUUGAGGAGCAGAGCCAGAAGCUGCAGGCCACCGAGGAGGCUGUGGGGAAGCUAAAGGCCACCCAAGCAGACAUGGAAGAGAAGCUGAGCUGCACCAGUAACCAUCUUGUAGCGUGCCAGGCCACCAUCCAAAGGAAGGACAGAGAGGGGGUCGCACUGCGGGAAGACCUGGAAAGGACCCGGAAGGAACUCGAAAAAGCCACAGUAAAAUUCCAAGAGUAUUACAACAAACUCUGCCAGGAGGUGACAGACCGGGAGAGGAAUGACCAGAAGAUGCUUGCUGACCUGGAUGACCUGAACAGAACCAAGAAGUACCUUGAAGAGCGGCUGAUAGAGCUGCUCAGGGACAAGGAUGCUCUCUGGCAGAAGUCAGAUGCCCUAGAAUUCCAACAGAAGCUCAGUGCUGAGGAGCGGUGGCUUGGAGACACUGAGGCAAACCACUGUCUAGACUGCAAACGGGAGUUCAGCUGGAUGGUGCGGCGGCACCACUGCAGGAUAUGUGGCCGCAUCUUCUGCUACUACUGCUGCAACAACUAUGUCCUGAUCAAGCGCAGUGGCAAGAAGGAGCGCUGCUGCCGAGCCUGUUUCCAGAAGCUCAAUGAAGCUGAGUGCUCUCCUGAUAGCACUGGCUCAGGCACUAGCCAGGGAGAGCUCAGCCCCACACUGUCACCAGCCCACACUGGACCCCAAGCCACAGGAAGCCAAGGAGCAAACACAGACUACAGGCCACCAGAUGAUGCUGUGUUUGACAUCAUCACAGAUGAGGAAUUAUGCCAGAUACAGGAGUCUGGCUCCUCCUUGCCUGAAACACCCACAGAAACUGAUUCUCUUGACCCAAAUGUGGCCGAACAGGACACCACGUCAAACUCAUUAACUCCUGAGGACACCGAAGACAUGCCUGUGGGGCAGGAUGCAGAAAUCUGCUUGUUGAAGUCUGGAGAACUGAUGAUCAAAUUACCCCUCACAGUGGAAGAGAUCGCCAACUUUGGGGAGGGCAACAGGGAGCUGUUUGUGAGGUCCAGCACCUACAGUCUGAUCCCUAUCACCGUGGCCGAGGCAGGCCUCACCAUCAGCUGGGUCUUCUCCUCCGACCCCAAGAGCAUCUCCUUCAGUGUGGUCUUCAAGGAGGCUGAGAACACGCCGCUGGAUCAGUGCAAGGUUCUCAUUCCCACGACCCGGUGUAAUUCCCACAAGGAGAACAUCCAGGGCCAGCUCAAAGUCCGCACACCAGGCAUCUACAUGCUCAUCUUCGACAACACCUUCUCAAGGUUUGUCUCGAAAAAAGUGUUUUAUCACUUGACGGUUGACAGGCCUGUGAUCUACGAUGGAAGCGAUUUCCCGUAGCCUCACGCACCUGGAUUUUAGUAGCUUCACGUCACCCAUAGGAAACACUACUCUUCUUCACCUGUCACAUAAAGGACUU